CUCCAGCCAGAGGGCCAGCAACAGUUACGGCUUAGCCAAGCUCGAUUGAGGCCAGAACAGGAGACAGGCACAACUACCAUAAUCCGGCAGUUCUCAAAGCAUCCGCAAAGCAUCCGCAAAGCAAAACCAACCCACUACCACUCCCAGCCAUAACCAUGAGCAAGAUUGUGUCGGUAUCCCUGGUCCUGGUGCUCCUGGCUGUGACCCUGUCCUGUGGCGUCGCGGACAGCAGCAUGUACAUGCGGGACCAGAGCAACCAUGUCCUGUGCAGCUACAAGCUGAACGAGAUGCUGUCCCUGGUGUGCAAGGAGUUCAACAGUGUCCUGCCCCACAAGCGAGGCAUGCCCGCCGCCACCGAGCUGGAUCCGCUCGAUCCCAUCCAGUACGUGGAGGACAAGGAGGGCACAGCCUCUGAUGUACUGCCCUAUCCGCUCUUCGGUGGCCGAUUUUACGGCGGAGAGGAGGCUCUAAGCUCCCUGGCCGCCGUGCGCCGUCGCACUCGCCAGGGCAUCGCCGAUAGAUGCUGCCGCAAGCCUUGCGACAUUUCCGUUCUAACGGAGUACUGCUCCAUCCCCAAUUACUAAAGACCCCCCCCCCAGCACUACCGAUCCAGCACCGAACACACACCCAACCCGACCCUGUUUCUCCAUGUGCCUUGUGCACAUACCUAUUCGAAUAUUGAAAAUACGAAUAAUGUUUAAUAUAUGGCUUGUUGCAUGUUAACUAUUAUAAACGAUCGAGAAAUAUAGAUAGAAUAUAUAUCCUGCUUUGGG
Messenger RNA from Drosophila miranda, 773 nucleotides. It is a transcript of the gene Ilp2, whose product is annotated as probable insulin-like peptide 2. The coding region runs from base 156 to 584 and encodes 142 amino acids. Gene Ontology annotation, molecular function: hormone activity. The transcript is spliced from 2 exons. The record is from RefSeq and is a predicted model, not a curated record. NCBI's taxonomy places the organism in Eukaryota, Metazoa, Arthropoda, Insecta, Diptera, Drosophilidae. Gene Ontology annotation, cellular component: extracellular region.